This is a messenger RNA of Pseudophryne corroboree (corroboree frog), 1445 nucleotides long. RefSeq names its product VOPP1 WW domain binding protein (gene VOPP1). The coding region runs from base 525 to 1022 and encodes 165 amino acids. Gene Ontology annotation, cellular component: cytoplasmic vesicle membrane. The record is from RefSeq and is a predicted model, not a curated record. The transcript has 5 exons. NCBI's taxonomy places the organism in Eukaryota, Metazoa, Chordata, Amphibia, Anura, Myobatrachidae.
CGGCAGAGAGAGGGAGGUAUAACAGGAGAGGCAUCUCCUCCUCCUAAUCCCUCCUCACUGUGUGUGAUCUCAGCCCAGUCUCUCCUUUUCCAUCUUCGAGAACCAUUUCCAUGAAAAGCAGAGAAUAAAAUGACACCCUGCCUCCGUGUGCCAAGGCUAGUCCCUUCUUCCUUCUCCCUCCUAUCCCCUCCCUCAUUCUGUGUGUGAUCACCAUCGCCCUGCAGGAACGGUGCCCAUAGCAGAGACAUCCCCGCUGCUGCCGCUGAGGAGGAUGUUCUGCUAACAAACCAAGGAGUCCCAGGAUCGACCCUGUUCUAUCAUCGAUUGUCCUACAUAUCAGCAAUCCGGAAUGUGAGCCACACAUGGAGCACAACAGAAACUAAGGGGAGCAGCUCCUGCUGGGAAUACUCUCUCUAUUUGUCCUCAUUUUAUGGUUUCUGGGGCACCGGCUGUUUCCUAGGAUAUUAAUGCUGGAUGAAGAAGGUUUCAUGUCCUAGAGGGAGAAGUACCUGACACAGUGAGACAUGAAGAGUUGGCAGUGUGCUGGGGUCUUCCUUCUGUCCCUGCUGCUGGAGUGCACAGAUGCCAAAAAACACUGCUGGUACUUUGAAGGAUUAUAUCCUACAUAUUACAUAUGUCGAGCAUAUGAGGACUGUUGUGGAUCCAGAUGUUGUGUACGGGCCCUCUCUAUUCAGCGGCUAUGGUAUUUCUGGUUCCUGCUGAUGAUGGCAGUCCUGUUUUGCUGUGGAGCUGGAUUCUUCAUUAGAAGGAGAAUGUACCCACCUUUGCUUGUUGAAGAACCAACAUUUAAUGUAUCAUACACAAGGCAAACUCCUGGGCCUCCACCAGGACCGCAGCAGCCAGGAAUGCCAUAUUACUCUGAUCCAGGAGGAAAUCCAGCCACUCCAUCAUUUCAUAUGCAGCCGAACUCCCCACAAGGAAAUCCAGCGUUCCCGCCGCCCCCGUCCUACUACAACACACCUCCGCCCCCCUAUGAGCAAGUGGUAAAAUCUUGCAAAUGAAGCAAUUCAGCACUUGACAAUUUUUGUCUUGAAUCUGACUCUACGUCUCUGCGUCACCAUGUGGAAGUCUCGCCCUUGGUAUGAUACCUGCUUCAUUGGCAUCAGAGCAUUGUCAGGCCAGACAAAUGGAACAGAUCUUGCUGGGAAAUAGUUGCAGUCCUGACAGUUUUCCAAGUAACCGUUUAUGUCACCUUCUCAGCACUAGCAUGGGGAUUGAAGAAUAUAAGCACUCCUCCAGAGCUGAAAAGCUUUUUUUUUUUCUUUUUUAAUUUAUGUUUUUGUUUUUAAACACAUUGAUAGUCUGUAGCUAAUUCAUUGUAUCUAUGCUGGUGAUGUACAGUACACAUGGUUGCCUAUUAUUCCUGAGAGUGCUAGCAGAUUGUGCAGUAUCUACAAUAAACGGCAUGCUCUUCAUGGAAAUCA